AGUUGCACUACAUUGGCGCGCUGUUUUGACGAAGAAAGAAAGCGGACAGGAGGAUCUAGAUCUGUUUUCGGCUCACUUCUGAAAGUGCAUUAAAAUGCUAUUUUCAAACUCUUCAAAAAGUAACAUACGUCGACGAUAUAUGUAUUACAUACUAGCUAGUUUGGUUUUGAUUUCUCGAUUAUUGUAAUCAAUUUAGUUGUACUUACUGAGCGUUAUGAAACAACUGGAGAUUGCGUGAGUUAAAAUAGAACGUCGCCAAUUGUUGUAUGUAAUGUUUAUAUACAGUGUUUGAAUUAAAUAAUAUCGUUGAGAAUGAGUACAUUACUACCACCAGCAUAAAUAUAUAUCUGUUAUAGUUGGUCGUAGUUGAAGAAUGAAGUUCUGUCAGCUGGUUUACAGAGUCAAGUGUGUGGACCCUGCGCGGCUGGUCACUGGGCGGUUUUCUCUCGUGGCCACUGGUUCUGUUUCUUGCAUUUCCACGUCUUGUCUCAGCAAUGCCAGUAAAAAGACUAGCCAGUACAGUACGGUGGACACAGAAAAGUACUCCUCACUCGUAAAAUCCGUAGUGUCCUUAAGAAUAAGCUCCCAGACCCCAGCCAGCCUCGAAGAGGAGGAUGGGCACAUUUAUGGUCCUGUUGUCAAAUCAAAACCCGCCACAAAACGUUCUCCGAAGACCCCCUUCCCGCUGGUGAACAGCAGAACGAUUUCAGACCGGAUUGACCUGAUGUCGGAAGCGGAGCGGGGACCCCCAAUUCGUAUCGCGCUGCAGAGGGGCGCGGGCAGAUCCACCACCCCGAGCGUGACGCGUAUUCUGCAGCAAACCAUGCCGCCCGACCAGGCGUUUUAUUUGGAGAGGUGGAAGAAGAGAAUGAUUGCCGAACUAGGAGAAGAAGGGUUCAAGGAGUACACUUUGAACAUUUUCCGGCAGGGAAAACAGUUCCACACAGCCUUGGAGACCAUUCUCAUGGCAGGGGAAGUUCCAGCAGAGGAUGCAGAGGCCUCGGAAGCUGUGGAAGGAUACUUGGAAAGCAUUCAGCAUGUGCUGCAGGACAUCAGCGACGUUCGGGCCAUUGAGAGUGCAGUUCAGCAUCAGUCGUUAGGCUACCUGGGCUUGGUAGACUGUGUGGCCCAAUUCAGGGGUAAACUUUGUGUGAUUGACUGGAAGACGUCGGAGAAACCCAAGCCCUUUCUUCACAGCACAUACGACAACCCCCUGCAAGUUGCCGCCUAUAUUGGGGCCUUAAACAAUGAUGACAAUUACAAGUACCAGGUGGAGAGAGGCUUGAUUGUCGUGGCCUACAAAGACGGCACGCCUGCUCACCCCCACGCCAUGACCUCUGACCUCUGUCAAGAUUACUGGACAAAAUGGCUGCUCCGGCUGGAGGAGUUUGUGGAAAAGAAGUCCACUGCCUCAGAGCUGUAAAAUGGGAUUCUAUGCAGGGAGCAAUCUUCUGACUUUCCGUUACUUUUGUAAACUGUUGUUUUCUCCAACAGAAGAUUCCCCAGACCACCUUGUGCGCGGUGUUUAUAUUGCAUUUUAUUUCUGUAUUAAUAAAAGAAAACAUAGUA
Molecule: messenger RNA, 1569 nt
Organism: Anguilla rostrata (American eel)
Lineage: Eukaryota; Metazoa; Chordata; Actinopteri; Anguilliformes; Anguillidae
Gene: mgme1
Product: mitochondrial genome maintenance exonuclease 1
Exons: 4
Coding region: 374-1423 (349 amino acids)
Biological process (GO): mitochondrial DNA replication
Cellular component (GO): mitochondrion
Molecular function (GO): single-stranded DNA exodeoxyribonuclease activity
Source: RefSeq, a predicted model, not a curated record